Messenger RNA from Ictalurus punctatus (channel catfish), 3260 nucleotides. RefSeq lists its product as uncharacterized. The transcript has 12 exons. NCBI's taxonomy places the organism in Eukaryota, Metazoa, Chordata, Actinopteri, Siluriformes, Ictaluridae. The record is from RefSeq and is a predicted model, not a curated record. The coding region runs from base 1812 to 3260 and encodes 482 amino acids. Gene Ontology annotation, molecular function: protein binding.
AUUUUUCCCUCAAGUACUUUGGUGAUGACGAGUAUGAGAAAGACACAGAUGAAGAGGAGGGGGAUGGGCUGAAUAUUUAAAUAAAAUUGUUUUUCUUUAACUUUACCUCUGAUCUUUGUGUAUCUUUGAGCAUGCAGUGUGACUGUGAGUCUUUGUGUUUGUGCCUUUACUACCGUUACUACCACGACCAAAUGUUACAUACAACUCUGAGUAUUAUAUACAAAGCCCGUUUGAUAUAAUAAACAGUAUUUAAUUUGUGAACCUUUACUUUUACCGUUUAUUUUUGUCUUAAUUUGCGGAAUUAUUCCACUGAAUCAUCAUUGUCUGACUAGGAAGUAAUGUUUGAUUCCCGUUCCUGCACGUUCCGUUAUUAGCGACGCACACCGGGAUAAUUGGUAUAGGUGUUCAUAUCUUGUUAGUAUAUUCCGGUCAGGACAAUUGAAAUUGUUUAGGCAAACAGACCGAGAGCAAGCGAUCAGAAUUUAUCACCACCCCACGACAUCCUGCAGGAUCUCGCUCCGGACUGAGCGAGCAACAGAAUCACGGUCAUCAACCACGUAUGUGCAGGUCAGGGUCCACUGUAUGACGGGGCAGUCUUUUGUUCACCUCGAUGGGCCGUUAACGAAUGAGCUAUCGAGCUAUUCAGCUGAUGGAGCUUAAAUUCUAGGUUAAAUUCCAAGUGAGUAUUUGUUGCAAUAUGGACUGUUUGUUAUUAUUAUAUAAUAAUAUAAACUAGUCAGAAUAACAGACUUCAUCUGUCACGAAAUAAGUAUCUUUUCAGGGUACACUUAAAUUCUUGUUAUAAAUUUUAUUUACACACUUAUACCAAUACUUCUGACUAGUUUAUAUUAUUAUUUUGUGCCACUAAAGUAUUAUUUAUGAAAUACUAUUAAAUUUGCUUUCACAUCCCUAACAGCAAGAUGCUCCCUAGCGUUCCAUCGGAAUAUCCAUCCAUCUCCCAGUGGCUAAGGACGUGAUGGUUUUUUUUUUAAAGAAAAAAAUUCUAGUGAACUCCAAAAUGGUCUUGUUAAUUUGCCUGACCAUAUAUCUUGUUAUAUAUACCUGUAUGCCAGUUUUUUGUUUGUUUUUUUUUAACUCUAUUUAUUUGCAUAAUGCUUAAUCAAAACAUACAUUUUAGAUAGUCCGAGCUGCAUUUUCAAGACAAAGUGAUAUGCCAAGCAUUACACCACAGAAGGCGUAUCCCUCCAGACCUCAACCCAGCUUUGUAUUACCUGUCAACGAAUUGGUGAUUGGUCGCCUGAUGCCUCAGAAUAGGUGGGCGUGUCUAAUGUUUGGGCAUAAAUACAGAGGGUACAUUCAAGGUACUUUACUCUUUUUUGGAUAAGGAUAUAAAUUCUGUUCCUGCAUUUGCUUAAUUUUGCUUUGAUACCGCUUUAAGAAUGGCUCCAAACAGGUAAGACAUUUUGUGUCAUUUAGUGUAUUUGCUUGUGUUUAUUUGUGUUUCUUUCACUGGACUUUCUCUGUACUCAUGGUCUCGUUAUUUUGAAGGUUUGCUGAACGCAACAUUGUCCACUGCUUGCGGUGCAAGAAGCCGCAGAAACCUCUCGCUGGCCACCUGGCUAGAGUGUGUAUGAAAGACAGCACAGCAGAAGAAAGGCAAGCUGAGAUCCAGAAGGCCAAGGUAUCUUCCAGACGGUGGGUCUGGAGGAACAGGACCUGGGAUUACCGCCAGCUUUGUUCUAUCCUGCCCCACAGUCCGUGUGCUUCUUUACUGGCGGAAGAAUUUCAGAGGCGUGGGUUCUUUAUCACCAACAUGCCGCUAGAGUCAGACAUGGCCAUUGACUCAGGUGAUGCCACCUCCUCACAACAGGGUUCGACUUCUGAUCAGAGAUAUGAUGACAGUGACACAGUACCAGGCCAUUUUGGCGGUAGCCAGGAACGACUUCCUGAAAAUCUUUCGGAAGCUCGUCUCAAGCGCACAGGUCCUCUCAACAGAGGAGACCAGCUAUCGCCGCUACUGCACGGCACUUUUGGUGUUACGUCACUUUCAGUGCCCGGCAGCUGUGCAAGGCCUGACCGUGUCAGAGUGGGUCAACAGGAAGGAAGUUGACGACAGGGUGGUGAUUGGCUUCGGCCGAAAUGAAACGAUGCAGCGAGCUGCCUGUUUUGCCUUGACAAAGGAGGAGGAAGCUUGGUUGCAGGCAUAUUACUCGCACAUCCGGCCAAGAGUGAUCAGGAGUGACCUGAACUGUGACAGGUUCUUCCUUUCGUCAGCUGACACUGCUUUGCUCACAGUUUCGAAUGACCUCGGUGUGCUCCACAAAGCUUAUGAAAAAAGCUGGAGUAUGGGAACACUCGAAAACUUUUUAAGAGCCACCAGUCGUCAGGCGAGAGGUGCUUUAGAGACAGCGGCGGCUAACCUGACGGACACGGAGAAGGAGGCCGUGUCCUCUUACCUGGCCUACAACACUGCUGUGGCCAAACUGCGCAGAGUACCUACGCCACAGACUGUAGUGGCCACGGCUACACUGCUGGACUCCUUGGCAGGCUCUGACACCGACCGGUUUUCCGGUCCAUCGGGCACAAAGUCUUUAGACUUUGCAGCCUUUUUAAUGAGGUUUCCGGCAUCGGCAGACAGCAAAGCACCCACCAAACUGGACAGGUUAAAGACAGGGUUUCCGGGCGAUCGUGUCUUCUACGACAAGUGGCGUGCCGCCCAAAAGGCCAAAAGAAUGGAACGGCUGCUGAAGGCCUUUACCCGAAAACCCCAAGAAAGCAGGGUGAAAUACGGGAUUCUGAAGGAAGGGUGGAAGAACAACUGUCCAAAGCCAGCGGAUGUUUUGGCGGCCUGGAAACCAGCCACCCAAUUUGUCAUCGAGACUGAUGAGGACCUCCGCCGGAACGUGUCUCAGCAGACGUGGAAAGGCCUGGCCAUCAAAGAUUUUGGUGGAGAGAAAGGGCUAGCAGUUGUUGCAACCCAACCCUUUUCAAGGGUGACAUCGUGUGUGAUUACCAUGGGAAGGACCGGCCAGAGGCCUCUCUGCAUCGACGCGCAGACUUUUCCCUGUGAAUGCCAUCCCUGUGCAGACACUGUGGGCAGAAGAUUGAACCAUUCAUCCAAGCAAGCCAACCUGUGUCCUGAACCUUUCGUUUUGAAGGUGAAUGGACAGGACGUGGAUGUCGUCCUCUUCAGGGCCCUGCGGGACAUCAGUGUGGACAUUGAACUGAAGUUUGACUAUGGGGUGAAAAGGAAGUCCUUCCGAGGAGAGGACCAGGAUCUGCAAUGGCUAGAUGAGUGA